Messenger RNA from Mycotypha africana, 2233 nucleotides. Its product is annotated as vacuolar protein 8. Gene Ontology annotation, molecular function: protein binding; protein-membrane adaptor activity. The record is from RefSeq and is a predicted model, not a curated record. The transcript has 7 exons. Gene Ontology annotation, cellular component: fungal-type vacuole membrane. Gene Ontology annotation, biological process: nucleus-vacuole junction assembly; vacuole inheritance. NCBI's taxonomy places the organism in Eukaryota, Fungi, Mucoromycota, Mucoromycetes, Mucorales, Mycotyphaceae. Bases 237 to 1973 code for a protein of 578 amino acids.
CAGCAGCAGCAGCAGCAGCAGGGCAGCAGCUUCCAGCAAUAGCAGCGAUUAAAUUUGUGUGAGGCGAAAAGAGUGAGCUUCCAAUUUUCUAUUUCAACAAGACACUGCAGUUGCUCGUUGUUUUCACAUUCUUUUUCCCUUUUCAGAAGUAUUAUUUAUUGACCUUUUCUCUUUACACCCUACAUCUCUAAUAUACAACAGCUUUCUUUAUAAACCAAUUCUAACACUACAACGAGAUGGGAAAUUCUUGCAGUAAUUGCUGUUCAAACUGUUUUGGAAAACGUAACCGAAAUGGACUUUAUGAACCUUUAUUACAAGAAAACGAACGGGAAGCUAUUGCCGAAUUACUACAAUACCUUGAAAACCGUAGCGAUACCAACUUUUUCGAAGGAGAACCGUUGCAAGCACUGUCAACAUUAGCGUGCUCAGACAAUGUCGAUUUACAGCGGUCAGCUGCUCUUGCAUUUGCAGAAAUCACUGAAAAAGAUGUUCGUCAAGUAGGACGUGAUACUCUAGAUCCAAUACUAUUUUUGUUACAAUCCCAUGAUGUCGAAGUACAAAGAGCAGCCAGUGCAGCGCUUGGUAAUCUCGCCGUCAAUACUGAAAACAAGUUAUUAAUUGUGAAACUUGGUGGACUUGAGCAGCUUAUUCGGCAGAUGGGUUCUCCCAACGUUGAAGUGCAAUGCAAUGCUGUAGGUUGUAUAACCAACCUUGCAACUCAUGAUGAAAAUAAGACAAAGAUCGCAAAAUCAGAUGCUUUGCGUUUGUUGGUUGACUUGGCAAAAUCGAAGGAUCAACGAGUGCAAAGAAAUGCUACAGGCGCUUUACUAAAUAUGACACAUACGCAGGAAAACAGACAGCAGUUAGUGAAUGCCGGAGCUAUUCCUGUAUUGAUCAGUCUACUUAGUUCUCCAGAUGCAGAUGUGCAGUAUUACUGUACAACAGCAUUGUCAAAUAUUGCGGUUGAUGCUAGCAACAGAAAAAAACUUGCUCAAACUGAUUCGCGGCUUGUACAGUACUUGAUCGCCCUGAUGGAUACAAAGAGUCUAAAAGUACAAUGUCAAGCAGCCCUCGCUUUACGAAAUCUAGCAUCUGAUGAAAAAUAUCAACUUGAAAUUGUUCGCUGUAAAGGCCUUCCGCCACUAUUGCGCCUACUCAAGUCAUCCUUUUUGCCACUUAUUUUAUCCUCAGUAGCGUGUAUUCGAAAUAUAUCUAUUCAUCCCGCGAAUGAAUCUCCCAUUAUUGAUGGUGGUUUCGUUAACCCACUCAUUGAGUUGUUAGCUUACGAUGAGAAUGAAGAGAUACAAUGUCACGCCAUCUCGACACUUAGAAACUUGGCAGCCAGCUCAGAACGCAACAAGCGAGCUAUUGUUGAAGCAGGAGCAGUAGAGCGUAUCAAAACGUUGAUUAAAAAAGUACCUGCAAGCGUUCAAACGGAAAUGACAGCAGCCAUUGCUGUAUUAGCAUUGAGUGAUGAACUGAAGCAAAAACUGUUGGGCAUGGGCAUCUUAGAAGUGUUGGUGGAUCUGACAUCGAGUUCAAAUAUGGAAGUAGAAGGAAAUUCCGCAGCAGCUAUUGGUAACCUAAGCUCCAAAGUAAAAGACUACACGGCAUUUGUUGCAGCUUGGAAUAGUACACCUUCAGGUGGUUUGGAGAAUUUCUUGAUACAAUUUCUUUCAGAACAGCAAGAUAUUGCUUUCCAGCAUAUAGGUGUUUGGACGAUUGAACAGUUCUUAGAGGGUGAAGAUGAGAAGUUAAUCGCUUUAAUCGCUGGUUCCGACACGAUUAUAGAGUCAGUACAAAGAAUUGUCGAUGAAGGACGGCAACAGUCAGUAUCACAAGGAAUCAGCGAACAGCAGCAACAAUCAAAUGCAAGUGACGACGGGGAUAUUUACGGUCUAGCUAAACGUGUUUACCAGACUCUACAGCAAAUCAGAGAGUCCAACGAGAAAACACAAAGAAAACAGCGUUAAUCAAGUCUUUUUCAAAAUAGUAACACAUGGUUGAUCUUCCCCCUUCACCAACGCAAACGUCUCACACUUAUACUCAGAGCUUCCAUGACUUUUCAUACUUUUUCCCUCCCCCCCCCCUUUACCGACAUUUUGCUAUGUUAGCUUUUCUUUUCUUUUGCUUCUAUUUCCAACAGAAGGAUGGCUUCAGUAUGCAAAUCUUUCUUUUUCUCAAAAUUUACGUAAAAAAAAAAAUCAAUAAAAGGCCUUUAUGCAGUUACCGA